Prionailurus viverrinus (fishing cat) is the source of this 945-nucleotide messenger RNA. RefSeq names its product olfactory receptor 1002-like. Gene Ontology annotation, cellular component: membrane. Gene Ontology annotation, biological process: sensory perception of smell; G protein-coupled receptor signaling pathway. The transcript has a single exon. The record is from RefSeq and is a predicted model, not a curated record. Gene Ontology annotation, molecular function: G protein-coupled receptor activity; olfactory receptor activity; odorant binding. NCBI's taxonomy places the organism in Eukaryota, Metazoa, Chordata, Mammalia, Carnivora, Felidae. Bases 1 to 945 code for a protein of 314 amino acids.
AUGGAACUUAGGAAUCAAACUUUGGUGACUGAGUUUUUAUUUGUGGGCUUAACAAAUUGCUUCCAGCACCAGGUUGUUCUGUUUGUGAUGUUUCUCUUGGUUUAUCUGGUCACUCUUCUGGGAAAUGUGGGGAUGAUCACCCUCAUCUGGAUGGAUUCCCGGCUCCACACUCCCAUGUACUUUUUUCUCAGCCACUUGUCCUUUGUGGAUGUCUGCUCCUCUUCUGUCAUUGGUCCCAAGAUGUUGACAGACAUCUUUGUGAAAAAAAAAGUAAUCUCUUUCUUGGGUUGUGCUGCCCAGUUAUGGUUUUUUGGUCAGUUUGUAGUGACAGAGUGUUUUCUGUUGGCCUCCAUGGCUUAUGACAGGUAUAUGGCCAUCUGUAAGCCCUUGUUGUAUACACUCAUUAUGUCCCGGCGAAUCUGUGUGCAGCUGGUGGUAGGGCCUUAUACCAUGGGUCUUAUAAGCGCCAUAACGCAUACGACGUUUGCCUUUUGCCUGCCUUACUGUGGUCCAGAUACCAUCAAUCACUUCUUCUGUGACCUUCUUCCUGUUCUCUCCCUGGCAUGUGCAGACACUCAGGUCAAUCAGGUUUUACUUUUCAUCUUGGCUGGAGCUCUAGGAGUGCUCAGUGGUGUGAUCAUCUUGGUUUCCUACAUUUACAUCAUGGUCACUAUCUUGAGGAUCCGCUCUGCUGAGGGGAGGCGCAAAGCCUUCUCCACCUGCUCUUCACACCUGACUGCUGUCUCCAUCCUGUAUGGGACACUCUUCUUUAUCUACGUACGCCCCAGUUCUAGUUUCUCCCUGGACAUCAAUAAAGUGGUUUCUGUGUUCUACACAGCCGUGAUCCCCAUGUUGAACCCACUUAUCUACAGCCUGAGAAACAAAGAGGUCAAGGAUUCAUUCAGGAGGACGUUUGAGAAGAAGAAUCUUCUUCUGAGUAGGUAA